CAUGGGCCGGGGGCCCCAGGGCGCGGGCCGCCCGCCUCGCCGCCUGCUGCCGCUCCUGCUGCUGCUCGGCUUGGCCCGCGGCGCGAAUCCAGCGCUGGGCGCCGACGAUGUCUGUGCCACUUGCCAUGAACACGCUACCUGCAAGCAAGCCGAAGGGAUGAAGAUGUGUGUCUGCAAAUACGGAUUCGUGGGCAACGGGAGAACUUACUGUAUGGAUAAAAACGAGUGCCAGUUUGGAGCCACUCUGGUCUGCGGAAACCACACAUCUUGCCACAACACACUCGGAGGCUUUUACUGCAUUUGCCUAGAAGGAUAUCGAGCCACAAACAACAACAAAACAUUCAUUCCCAAUGACGGCACAUUUUGCACAGACAUCGAUGAGUGUGAGGUUUCCGGCCUGUGCAGGCAAGGAGGACGGUGUGUGAACACUUAUGGAAGUUUUGAAUGCUACUGUAUGGAUGGAUACUUCCCAGAGAAUGGGCCUGAACCUUUCCACCCGGCCAGAGACACCACGUCAUGCAUAGAAAUAGACUGUGGCCUCCCUCCUGAGGUCCCAGAUGGCCUUAUCGUCGGAAAUUACACUUCUAGGCUUGGCAGCCAGGUGCGUUAUGCUUGCAAAGAAGGAUUUUUCAGUGACCUGGAAGAUACAGUUUCAAGCUGCACAGCUUUGGGCACGUGGGAGUCCCCAAAGUUACAUUGCCAAGAGAUCAAGUGUGGCCGUCCUCCGGAAGUACGCCAUGCAGUGCUGGUGGGGAAUCACAGCUCCAGCCCGGGCAGUGUGGCUCACUAUGUCUGUCAAGAGGGCUUUGAGAGCCCUGGGGGAAAGAUCACUUCCAUCUGCACCGAGAAAGGCACUUGGAGGAAAAGUGCUUUGACAUGCACAGAAAUAAUUACAGAAAUCCGUGCUGUAUCCGUGUUUAAUAACACCUGCGUGAGGUGGCAGGUAAGCCCAGGAAGCAUCCUCUCCAAGACUGUCUACGUGAUAUACAUAAAAGGACAACGGUUGUACUCUAUGGAAUCAGUUCAUGAGGAGACAGUCAACGUGACCACAGAAAGCAGGACCCCAGAAGUGUGCCUAGAUCUGCACCAAGGCACCAACUACACCAUGAGCAUUUCCACCGCCCCUCCCGCGCGCUCCGUGCCGGCCUUCAUCGGGUUCCAGACAGCUGAAGAUGAUCUCUUAGAAGAUGGAGGAAUGUUCAAUAUUUCAGUAUUCAGUGAAGCUUGUUUGAAACUGAGCAGGCACCCUAGGAAACUUGGAUCAGAACAAAUGUACCAAUUUCAAGUUCUGGGUCAAAGGUGGUACCUGAAUAAUUUUUAUCAUGCAACAUCAUUUAACUUCACAACAAGGGAGCAAACUCCGUUGGUAUGUUUAGACCUGUACCCAGCAACUGAUUACACAGUGAAUGUCAGUCUCCUGGGAUCUUCUGAGCAGCAGUCAGUGCAAAUAACGAUGGCAACCGCACCAGCAGUAAAACAGAUCAUCGGUAACAUUUCAGUAUUUAACGAAACCUGCUUGAGAUGGAGAAGUACAAAGACCGCUGAUACAGAGGAGAUGUAUUUAUUCUACAUUCAGGGCCAGAGAUGGUAUCAGAAGGAAUUUACCCAGGAAAUGACCUUUAAUAUGACUGCCCGCAGCCAGGCUCCUGAGAUGUGCUUGGACCUGCGUCCGGGCACCAACUACAGCAUCCGCAUCCAGGCUUGGUCUUCUCAACUUCCCGUGGUCCUCCCCCUGACAACCCACAUUGCAGAACCUCCCCCUCCGGAAGUAGACUUUGUCACAGUGCAUGGAGGGCCUCUACCCCGUCUGAAACUGAGGAAAGCCAAGGAGAAAAAUGGACCUAUCAGUUCAUAUCAGGUGUUAGUGCUUCCCCUGACGCUCCAAAGCACCUUUUUGUGUGAUUCUGAAGGGGCCGCCUCAUUCUUUAGCAACACUUCUGAUGCUGAAGGGUAUGUGGCUGCAGAACUACUGGCCAAAGAUGUUCCAGAUGACUCCAUGGAGAUGUCUAUUGGAGACAGGCUGUACUACGGGAAAUACUAUAAUGCACCUUUGAAAAAAGGGAAUGAUUACUGCAUCAUACUGCGAAUCACAAGUGAAUGGAAUAAGGUGAGAAGAUGCUCCUGUGCGGUUUGGGCUCAAGUGAAAGAUUCGUCGUUCAUGCCGCAGCAGAUGGUGGCCGUUGGGCUGGGCUCCAUGGCUGUUGUGAUUGUUCUCGCAUUCCUCUCCUUCUCAGCUGUGUGAUUGCAGACGGGUGCUACGUGCGGAGGAAGCAGCGCCGCUGGGGCAGGUGCUGGGACAACUUCUCAGGUGCCUGCCUACACAGAGGCCCUGUGGGGCUUCCGUCUGGGUGUGUGUGGUUCUGCAACUUUUUUCAUUCCCAGCUUGGCCCCAUUUCUGGAUUCAAGAUGGCGAAUACCUCUGUGGAACCCCCCGAGUGGAGGAAGCUCGGAAAUCACUGACGUCUUCUCUGCUGGCUACACAACCAGUUCGGUGUCUGUGAACUUGAGACCCUUGAUAGACAAUGUAGUAUUGACCACAGGCUACAGGUCAUGUGGGCCAGACGUCUGAGUGCUUCUCAAGAGUCUUCUCUUCUGGACAUUGAAUGCAGGACACUCUCUGCACCUUUAUAGCAUCCCUGGACUAAUUUGGAAUCCAUCUUUCUACAACAAGCAGUGAGAUGGACUUAAGUUUGGGAUAGAAUUUGCCUUUAUGAAGGAGGUCAUUGAAAAGGAUAGAGAUCGUUGACAGAGGCAGCCUGUCAGACAUUUCAGAAGCAACCCCUUUCCUACAAUUAAUUGACAUACUAACAGAAAGUAUGCUAACCUGGCCUCUCCAGGAAGUUCUCUGCGAUGGCUGUGAGGCAGUGAAGCUUUGAUACAGAACCAUGGGUCUUACAGGUGUUCAAAAGCCAUAAGUUAUCAUUCCAAUAAAAAUAUUCUGUUAA
Messenger RNA from Neogale vison (American mink), 2945 nucleotides. It is a transcript of the gene SUSD1, whose product is annotated as sushi domain containing 1. The record is from RefSeq and is a predicted model, not a curated record. The transcript has 17 exons. Gene Ontology annotation, molecular function: calcium ion binding; protein binding. The coding region runs from base 2 to 2242 and encodes 746 amino acids. NCBI's taxonomy places the organism in Eukaryota, Metazoa, Chordata, Mammalia, Carnivora, Mustelidae.